AUGGCAAAGUACGAUGUGGACGGUGCUGAUGUGCUGAUAUUGAGAGAUAAACUGGACAAGGUAUCACAUAUUACUCACAGGAUCAAUGUGUCUCUAAGGAGUAUCAGUAAGACGACUGCACAGUCCAAUGAGCUUUUCACGCCUAUUAUGGAAUCAAAUCUGAGACUGGGAACCCUACAACAAAACAUUGAGAGCAGCCUUGAUGCUAUCUCAUCCAUCAAAGACUUGGCUAACGAUGCUUCCAAGCAUGAAUUAGUCUUGACGCAAAAGAUUGAUAAAGUUGGAUUGAGACACUACAUCAAGGCAAUCUGGAAGCUGCGAAAUAUACAGGACAGCAUGGAUUUCCAAAAACAGAGUUCACCAGAUUCACAAGAGUUUCAAGGUGUCAGGACUCAUUUGUCGAAAGUAGUUCACUCUAGUGAGACCGAAUUGCGUACUUAUUUCGGUUCUAUCUUACGGAAAAUCGAACCCUUCGACCCUCAGAUCAUGUUGAACAAAAAGAUCCCCUUUCCCUACUACGGAGAUGAGGACAUCAGUGAACUCAGCAAUAUAGUAGCUUAUUUCGGUACAGGAGAUUCUUUGUCUCUGACUUCGGUGGUCACCAGCAACCGUUCUCAGCUGAUUCUCAAAAGCUUAGCGUUCCUCGAGCCUUUUUCGAAGGAAAUCACAAGUAAUCCUAACGUUCCCUACAGGAAGGGAAGCAGUGGAUUCCUGAAUUAUAACGAGGCCCUUUUAGGAUUCAUUGCCAAUGAGUCCAAUUUUACUGAAGACCUUUAUGCCAAAAGCGUUGAAACCAGAAACGAGGUUUUAGCACAGAUAUUGUUACCGGUAAUGGGAAAAUACAUCAAACUUUUAAAAACCAAUAUUGACUUAGUCAAAGCAAACCUGUCUAAUGUGGGUCUCUUCACAUUUGAACUUGCCGAAUGCAUCACUCACGUUUUAAAGAUGCUCAAAAAUACUCGUCUAGCUGACUAUCCUGCUAUUUUGAAUUGCCAUCAGGAAACAACAUCCAUUUUGCACUCGUUAUUCAGGGAUCUGAUGAGUUACAUUGAUGGAAAAGCUUCGCAGCUUUCUCAGCUACCAAGUGAUAAUGGUGUGAUCGAGCCGACGAUAGAUGUGAUGUCUCGAUUGCGCAAAUUCAGCGAAUAUAAGCAAGGAUGUUUGAGCAGCAUUUCUGGAAUGAGAAGAAAUGAGUGGUUGCCUAAAAACUUUCAUGAAAAAGAAUACACACUUCAAGAACGCCGCGCCAUAGACCAGCCAAAUGAUUUACUGUCAUGUUUCUUCAGCGACUGCAUUGACUGUCUGGUUGUUUCACUCGAUAGACGCGCCCAACAGAUCCUCAUGCCCAACCAAGAACCAGAUAUUGCUAACCCAAACAGUGUUCGCAACACUCAUAAACAGCGUAUUGGUUUUUUCCUGAUUACCAAUAUCACACUAAUAGAGCAAAUCGUGCUGAGAUCAGAGCUAACCUCGAUUCUUGGCGAGCAAGGGAAUGCUCGUCUGGAAAAGCUCAAAAAACGAUACGUCGGGUACUUUAUUUCUGACUGGAGAAGCUUGACUUCAAAUCUACUCGACGCUGUCUUCGUAGAUAGCUCAGGUAAGGUCUCAUCCAAAGAUAAAGACCAAAUAAAAGAGAAAUUCAAAAAAUUCAACGAUGGCUUCGAGGAAUUGGUGUCUAGCUUCAAGCAUUUCAAAAUAUCCGAUCCUACAAUGAGAAAGCUUCUGAAAAGUGAGGUUAACUCCUUAGUUUUACCGCUUUACGAAAGAUUUCAUGGACGUUAUAAAGACUCUUUCAAGAACCCUAGAAAACACAUCAAGUACACACCAACGGAGCUGGCUUCUGUUCUCAAUUCAAUAGAUCGAUAA
Molecule: messenger RNA, 1866 nt
Organism: Lachancea lanzarotensis
Lineage: Eukaryota; Fungi; Ascomycota; Saccharomycetes; Saccharomycetales; Saccharomycetaceae
Gene: EXO70
Product: LALA0S10e03884g1_1
Exons: 1
Coding region: 1-1866 (621 amino acids)
Biological process (GO): exocytosis
Cellular component (GO): exocyst
Molecular function (GO): phosphatidylinositol-4,5-bisphosphate binding
Source: RefSeq, a predicted model, not a curated record